Molecule: messenger RNA, 1011 nt
Organism: Saprolegnia parasitica CBS 223.65
Lineage: Eukaryota; Oomycota; Saprolegniomycetes; Saprolegniales; Saprolegniaceae
Exons: 1
Coding region: 62-967 (301 amino acids)
Source: RefSeq, a predicted model, not a curated record
GUGCACCAGCCUGUUCUGCAAGCUUGCGUAGGUUUCGACUUGCGCAAGACGAGAGACGACGAUGCUCAAGCGCACGCUGCCGACGUCGACGCCGGCCGAGUACCCGAGCAAGAUCCAGAUCUUGUACCCGCGUCCGGACCAGAGCGGGCCGCGGGAGGCCACCGACGAGGCCAAGCCGUUCGGCGCGUACUACUCGCCACACCUGCCACCGAGCCUGCCACCGCAUCGACCGCACAGCGGGUACGGCGAGUGGCCCAAGUCGCAGUGGGAGCCAUCGAUGGAGCACAGCGAAAGCGGCAAGCCGAUGCUGUACCCGCGCGGCCACGACGACCAAAGCGCCACGCAACACACCACCACGCCGCAACAGCAACAGCAGCAGCACCACCAUCAUCAGCAGCAUCAUCAUCAUCAUCCGCAGCAUCAUCAUCAUCCGCAUCUGCAACACGCCAAUGGACCCGCGAUGAAGCGGUCGUGGCGUGAAAUGGAAGAGCAUUUUGUGUGGCAGCGCGAGACCAAGCGCCGCGAAGACGAGUUUGACGAUGCACCGAUCCUCGCGGCAUCGACGCCGCCCCACGAGAUGGCGCCCGAGCCCGUGUCGUCACCGACGUCGUCCGAGGUGCUCGAGAAGGACGACGAGAAGCUCUUGAACAAGGCGUCGGCAGGAAAGAAGCGCAACCGCAUGAAGGAUGAGAUUGACACGCUGCGAAAAGAGAUCUUUGCCAUGACCAAGCAGAUCGACACGAUGAAGGCGCACCACGGGAAGCACGCGCCGCGCGGCAAGGUGCUCUGGGCCGACAUUGCCAAGCAGCAGGAGGCCGAGCUCGGUCGCGUCGUGCUCGAGAACCAGCAGCUCCGCCAAACGCUCGAGGAGCAUCUGAGCAUUGCGCAAGACUACCUCGACUCGAUUUUGCCCAAGCAGCCGCCCACCAAAGACGUCUCGGCGCUCCCCGUCAUUAUGUGUCUUUAGAAGAUCCUAGCAUCUCCCCGUACCAAUAAAUUCUCGUUCGCUCG